Ctenocephalides felis (cat flea) is the source of this 2000-nucleotide messenger RNA. RefSeq names its product solute carrier family 28 member 3-like. NCBI's taxonomy places the organism in Eukaryota, Metazoa, Arthropoda, Insecta, Siphonaptera, Pulicidae. Gene Ontology annotation, biological process: nucleoside transmembrane transport. The record is from RefSeq and is a predicted model, not a curated record. Gene Ontology annotation, molecular function: nucleoside:sodium symporter activity. Gene Ontology annotation, cellular component: membrane.
CAUAAAUUGUUAUCAUUUAAUAAUAAUAAUGAUGUGCACAUAUAUAAAACGGAAUGCUCUGUCUAGGUCCGUCAAUAUUAUUAGUUGAAUAAGAUAGAUGGAUAUGUGAACUUAAUUUGUAAUUCAGUGAAUAAAAAAAACAUGUCAGGUGUGCUGAAUCAAGGAUUCGAAGAGGAUGCUAACGAACAAGGCGAAAAUUCGUAUCCGCUGCGGCGACGUAAAACGUCAGACGUAACAAUUGCCGUCCUUCCGGAAUCUUUAAAUGAUGGAAACGAGGACGAUACCAGAGCGGUUGAAGAAAAUGGAGUUUCAAAAGCUGUUGGAAAGCUUUGGGAUAUUAUGGAUUAUUCUGUACUAAGGCACAAAAAAACUAUCAAAGUCUUGGCUAGCAUUUGCUUGCACGUCCUGGCAAUAGUAUAUUUUGCUUACGCCACUUCGUACUGGUACAAACAUGAUAAAGGACGCUGCAAUUAUCAAUGGUGUGAUGGCUAUGGUUUUCUUGCUAUUAUUUACCUUUUAUUUUACUUGGGAUUUUUAUAUUUUAUGGUAUUUAAACGUUUCGUAUGGCCUGCUUUGAGAAAACUAUUGACGCCGACUAUAGAAGCAUAUAACAGUUUUACAUCUGGAAGAUGGGUAUAUGCGACUAUAAUAUCACUUAUUUUGAGCGCGAUAAUAAUUUUUAUUAUCGCCGACAGUUGGAAAACCCCCGAAAGAUUGCAAUCAUUUUCUGGAAUAUUUAUCAUACUUUUUCUUGGAUUCUUCUUUUCUAAAUAUCCUGGGAAGAUUAAUUGGAAGCCUGUUUUUGGAGGCAUUAUUUGCCAGAUUGUUCUUGGUAUGAUCACUAUACGUUGGGAGGUAGGCAGAGAUAUUUUCAGCUGCUUAGGUGAAAAAGUAUCGAAGUUCUUGAAAUAUACUGAUUCUGGUAGUGCGUUUGUUUAUUCGGAUUUGUUAGUAUUCGACAAUCCAAUUUUUGGUUUUCAGGUACUGUCUAUAAUAUAUUUUUUCUCAUUUACGAUAAACAUUUUGUUUUACUUGGAAACUCUGCAAUGGGUUCUUCUAAAAUUGGGUUGGAUUUUGCAAACAAUAGUUGGAACAACAGUCUGUGAAAGCGUGGUUGCUGCUGCAAAUAUGUUUAUAGGAAUGACAGAAGCACCGUUGGUCAUAAAACCAUAUAUAGAUAUUUUGACUAAUUCUGAACUUCACUCGAUUAUUACGUCAGGAUUCGCUACAGUUUCAGGUACUGUAUUAGCAGCGUACAUUAGCUUCGGAGCUGAGCCAGCUCAUCUGCUAACAUCGAGUGUCAUGGCAGCACCCGCUUCAUUGGCAUUUAGUAAAUUAUUUUAUCCCGAAACAGAAAAAUCAAAAACUACUGCUUCAAAUAUACAAAUGGCAAAAUCUACUGAUGCUUCAUUAUUGGACGCAGCGUGCAAUGGUGCAAUGCAAGCCACUAGCAUCAUUUUGGGAGUCAUUGCAAAUAUAAUUGCGUUUGUCGCUUUUGUGGCAUUUUUAAAUGGAACAGUAGGUUAUCUUGGCACCCUUGUCGGAAAUGCCGACUUAACUUUCGAACAAAUUUUCGGAUACAUCUUUAUGCCAUUGAGCUGGGUUAUGGGAAUUCCCUGGAGCGAAUGCGAGUACGUGGGUACAUUAAUAGGAUUAAAAACUGUAAUAAAUGAAUUUGCUGCUUAUCAGAAAUUAGGUGCCUACAAAAAAGCAGGACUCCUUUCACCACGUAGUGCUGCCAUCGCCACUUACUCAGUGUGUGGAUGCAACCCUGCCUCAAUCGGUAUCGUAAUAGCGGUGUUAGGAGCAUUGAGCCCCAAACAGAAGCAAAAUAUCACAGCAGUCUCAUUCAGGGCCUUCAUCUCGGGUAAUGCUGUGUGCUUCCUAACAGCCAGUAUUGCAGGUCUUUUGAUGGGUGAUGAUGAUCUUCCACAAAUGAAUACAAGGCACUCUUUUGGCAUACUAAAUACUUGACGAUUCAAUUACACUUACACCAACAU